UUGAGCGGCACUCUCAUUUGGGACGAGGAGAAAGACAGUAGGGGGACCUUAAACUUGGCAGAGAGGAAAGGCGGAACGCAUUGGUCCUCGAACGCCUCGGGAGGAGGAUCUGAGAAGAAGAUAAGGAUUAGACAGCAAUGUUGUGGGGAUUCAUUGAUGGGAUACAACUUCGAAGCGCAGGGAAGUUGGACUUCACUAAGCAGUUUAGUCUGGAUUUGAGGUUUUUUUCUUUUUUAGAAGGGAGAAUGGGAUUAACUAAGUGAGCAAAAUUGCUCACUAGUCUGAAAGUGGUCUGAACUUUUCCCCUUUUCUGCCUUCAAAUUCAUCGCGAAAUACAAGUCAGCAGCGGUAAAUCAGUUUGAACUGAUCUCUUAUAAUGUUCAACUUCAUGUCACCUGAUACUAACUGCAAAGAAACAUCUUCUUAAGGAAGAGCCAGAGGGAUUAAAAAACCUUGAAGGAUCUGACUUUCAGAAAACAUGACCUGUGGACGGUAUCCUGGCCCUCUCCUGGUGCUGCUCUGUCUCCUCCACGGCUCGGAGGAGACCUGUCCGUCCAUGUGCCUCUGUGUAUCUGACACAGUGAGCUGUAGCUCCAGUGGUCUGACCAAGCUACCUCUGUCCCUGCCCGCCUUCUCGGUCACCCUCGACCUCAGCCACAACCAACUAUCCUGGUUGAACCCGGGCAGCUUCAACAGGAUGCCCAGACUGGAAAACCUCCGAAUGGCCCAAAACCAGCUCAGCUCGCUCGGCCAUGGGGUGUUUCACAACGCCUCUGGCCUCAGGCUUCUUGACUUGUCCUCCAACAAGCUGCAAGUGGUGGAGCAGCACUACUUUCAGGGGCUUUGGAGGCUGGAGGAGCUCCUUCUCUUCAAUAAUAAGAUUGCACAGGUGGAGGCCGGCACACUGAGCGGUCUGAGCAGUUUAAAAAAGGCCUACUUCAGCCUCAACCAGAUCACACACUUCCCGUUCUUCUCCAUCCAAGACCACAGCCAUCCUUUCCUCAUCAUGCUGGACCUCUCGUCCAACCGUAUGAGUCGUCUGCCAUGGGAGGAUGUGAAAGCUUUGCCCGGGUUGGUGCAGCGGGGGCUGUACCUCCAUAACAACUCUCUAAUCUGUGACUGCUCCAUGUACAGUGUGUUCUGGCACUGGGAUCUGAGGGGUUAUGACUCACUGAAGGACUUCACGGAUGAGCACACUUGCAGCAUCUAUGGGGACCCACGAGCGUCCAUCCGGUUCCUACGACACAACCGCUUCUUUCACAAUUGCACUGUGGAAAAAGCAGUCUCAGAGCCAGUGACCGUGCUCCUCUCCAACGUGUUGGUUUCAGAGGGAGAAAGAGUACGUCUAGACUGCCAAACGUCCCUGAGUAGCAUAGAACUCUCAUUUACAUGGCUCUCCCCCAGCAAGGGGUAUAUCACCCAGACCAGCAUAAAUGACACGCUAAUUAGCCUGUUUGCUAAUGGUACCUUGGAGAUCCAAGCAGCCAAGGUCAAUGACUCAGGUCUGUACGUGUGCACUGCUCUGGAUAUUAAACAGGCACUGAAUGCCACCCGUGAGGUGAAUGUGACGGUGCUCCUGCCAGCAGCAGAGUCAUUCAACACCGGCUACACAACGUUGCUGGGCUGUGUGGUGACUUUGGUCUUCAUCCUCAUUUACCUCUACCUGACUCCAUGUCGCUGCAGCUGCUGCAAACAGCCCAAACCUCCAGUUAUCCCCAUUGCGACCUACGACCCCAGCACCCUAACGUCCGUUUUCUCCCCUUCUACCAGAGAAAGUAAAAUCCAAACUAACAAGCAUGUAGCAUUCAUGGAGCCAAUGUUAAGUGAAGAAGGAACAGAAUGGACACCACAAAGUUGAUGCUGAACAUGUUUUUUUUUUUUUUCUCUCUCUCUCUCUCUCUUCCCUGUAAACAAAAGACCUCUGGACAAAGCAAAACUCCUUACUCAGGAAUUAGCUGUGAGAUACAAUCAGAUGUGAGUGUUGUCGCUGUAAAAGGAAAAAAGAACAUCAUGUCUCCCCCGACUGCCAGCUGCAGUUAAAAGGCCUCCUGAACAAAAAAAAAAGAAGCAAUAUCUCCUUUUCUAUUCUGCUCUUCUCUGUCAUCUGGCUCAGUAGUCGAAAUGAAAGUUUCAACUUUGGUUUAUUACCCUCUGUGUACUGACAUUGGUAAAUCACAGUAGAGCCGUUAUCAGCCCUAAAAAUCACCUUAUAACUUCUCUACGUACGGUACCAAGGGGGAAUAUUUCUCGCGGGAUCAGAGAAGGAAUCUGGCUCACUUUUCAAAGAAAGUGUUUAACAAGGAUUAAAAGCCCUGGAAAAACGCUGCAAGUUUAUGACUGUAAUGGACUGCAGGAAGUAAGCUCAGUCUGUGUAUCGUAGUUGAGUGGAGGAGCUCCAUAUUUAGCGUUGUAGAGACAGGCCUAGCACCUGCACUGCACCUGCUGAAGAUAACUUUAAAUAUACAGCCCAUAUCUCUUAUAAUAUGUAGCUUAAACAUGGAGCAACCUGAAACUCUAUCCAACUUCUGAAAACUUCUGUUCCCUGUGUUCCUAAUAAAGGAUUUGGUCCCUUUA
Dicentrarchus labrax (European seabass) is the source of this 2574-nucleotide messenger RNA. Its product is annotated as amphoterin-induced protein 3. Lineage: Eukaryota; Metazoa; Chordata; Actinopteri; Moronidae. The transcript has 2 exons. The record is from RefSeq and is a predicted model, not a curated record. Gene Ontology annotation, molecular function: protein binding. Bases 479 to 1858 code for a protein of 459 amino acids. Gene Ontology annotation, biological process: brain development.